Lepus europaeus (European hare) is the source of this 864-nucleotide messenger RNA. It is a transcript of the gene C1QL2, whose product is annotated as complement C1q like 2. Gene Ontology annotation, molecular function: protein binding. Bases 1 to 864 code for a protein of 287 amino acids. The record is from RefSeq and is a predicted model, not a curated record. The transcript has 2 exons. Lineage: Eukaryota; Metazoa; Chordata; Mammalia; Lagomorpha; Leporidae.
AUGGCGCUCGGGCUGCUCAUCGCUGUGCCGCUGCUGCUGCAGGCGGCGCCCCCCGGCGCUGCUCACUAUGAGAUGAUGGGCACCUGCCGCAUGAUCUGCGACCCCUACAGCGCCGCACCCGGCGGGGGACCCGCGGGAGCCAAAGCCCCUCCGCCGGGACCCAGCACCGCCGCCCUGGAAGUCAUGCAGGACCUCAGCGCCAACCCUCCGCCCCCCUUCAUCCAGGGACCCAAGGGCGACCCAGGGAGACCCGGCAAGCCAGGGCCGCGGGGGCCGCCCGGAGAGCCGGGCCCGCCUGGACCCAGGGGUCCCCCGGGGGAGAAGGGCGACUCGGGACGGCCCGGGCUGCCUGGGCUGCAGCUGACGGCGGGCUCGGCGGGCGGCGUUGGUGUGGUGGGUGGCGGAGCCGGGGGCGGAGGCGACUCCGAGGGCGAUGUGACUAGCGCGCUGAGCGCCGCCUUCAGCGGCCCCAAGAUCGCCUUCUACGUGGGCCUCAAGAGCCCCCACGAAGGCUACGAGGUGCUCAAGUUCGACGAUGUGGUCACCAAUCUGGGCAAUCACUACGACCCCACCACGGGCAAGUUCAGCUGCCAGGUGCGCGGCAUCUACUUCUUCACCUACCACAUCCUCAUGCGCGGCGGCGACGGCACCAGCAUGUGGGCGGACCUCUGCAAGAACGGGCAGGUGCGGGCCAGCGCCAUCGCGCAGGACGCCGACCAGAACUACGACUAUGCCAGCAACAGCGUGGUGCUGCACCUCGACUCCGGGGACGAGGUGUACGUGAAGUUGGACGGCGGCAAGGCUCACGGCGGCAACAACAACAAGUACAGCACCUUCUCUGGCUUUCUUCUGUACCCGGAUUAG